This is a messenger RNA of Scleropages formosus (Asian bonytongue), 2169 nucleotides long. It is a transcript of the gene cant1b, whose product is annotated as calcium activated nucleotidase 1b. Bases 32 to 1402 code for a protein of 456 amino acids. The record is from RefSeq and is a predicted model, not a curated record. Gene Ontology annotation, molecular function: calcium ion binding; GDP phosphatase activity; UDP phosphatase activity. NCBI's taxonomy places the organism in Eukaryota, Metazoa, Chordata, Actinopteri, Osteoglossiformes, Osteoglossidae. The transcript has 4 exons. Gene Ontology annotation, biological process: proteoglycan biosynthetic process.
CACAUCGCCGCUGCACUUGUCUUGUGACAGUAUGGAGGUGACACCGGGUGCGCGCUCCCGCCCAGUCAGUAGCGGACGCGGACGGGCACGCGGAGGGAUUUACUGUGGAAUCCGACUUGCUGCGAGUCCAGUUCCUCGAGGCAGAAGCACUCCUCCAGACUCUUCUCCCGUGAGCCUCGGUCAAGGCUACACCCCACCGGAGUGUAACGAGGCCAUGAAUUCGCUGCGCGCCUCUGUGCUCGGCCUCCCCGCGCUUUCCUCCGUCACCGGCACCACAGAUCCUCGCUUCCGGCUCCGCUGGCGCACCAUCGCGGCAGCCGCAUUGCUGGCGCUCACCCUGCUGCUCUACGCACACUGGACGUCGGGGAAGAAUGUGGGCGUGGUGACGCCAGGGUGCCCCCUGCGGGCUGCCGCCAGACGUAUCCCUUGCCCCAACAGCCAGGGUUUCGGAUGCUACAAUGACACCUAUCCGCUGAGUCCCCCCAGGCGCACGCCGCACGGCACCCGUUACCGCAUCGCCGUCAUCGCCGACUUGGACACGGAUUCGCGCAGCCAGAAACCUUCGACCUGGUUCAGUUACCUGCGCCGGGGCCACCUGCUGGUGUCGGGCAGCGGAGACCGGCUGGCCGUCCAGUGGGACCCGGACCACGCGGUGUUGGAGGGCCAUCUGGCCGAGAAGGGCCGGGGGAUGGAGCUGUCCGAGCUGGCGGCCUUCAACGGGAAGCUGUACAGCGUGGACGACCGCACCGGCGUGGUUUACCGCAUCGAGGGCGACCGGGCCGUGCCCUGGGUCAUCCUGCCCGACGGUGACGGCUCCGUCCCCAAAGGGUUCAAAGCGGAGUGGCUGGCGGUGAAGGACGAGCACCUGUACGUAGGCGGCCUCGGUAAGGAGUGGACCACCACGACGGGGGAAGUGGUCAACGGGAACCCUGAGUGGGUGAAGGUGGUGGGAUUCCAGGGCGAUGUGGAGCAUCGGAACUGGGUGUCUCAGUACCAUAGCCUUCGCGAUGCGGCCGGCAUUAGCGCCCCAGGCUACCUCAUCCACGAGUCGGCGGCGUGGAGCGACACGCUGCAGCGCUGGUUCUUCCUGCCGCGCCGAGCCAGCGUGGAGCGCUACGACGAGGCGGCGGACGAGCACCGCGGCACCAACCUCGUGCUCAGCUGCUCGCCCGACUUCCGGGACGUCGUUUCCAGCCGGGUGGGGCAGCUGCUGCCCACCCACGGCUUCUCCUCCUUCAAGUUUGUGCCCGACACGGAUGACCAGAUCGUUCUGGCCCUCAAGUCCGAGGAGGAUGCCGGCAAGGUCGCCACCUACAUCACGGCCUUCACGCUGGAUGGACGCGUCCUGCUGCCGGAGACCAAGAUCGGGGACGUCAAGUACGAGGGGCUGGAGUUCAUCUAGGGGGUGUAGUUGACGAAGCACUGACUUACUGAACCUUUGGGGGCCUUUGGGUCCCACGCUGAAUUGGGGCUGGAUUAGAGGGGGGUGUGGCUUUCUGGAUGUGGGUGUGGCCUGUUUGCUGUGGGUGUGGUCCAAUGCGAUUGCUCCGCCUUUGACUCUUAAAGGGCCCCCUCUAGCGAAACCAACGAGCUCUUCAUGCGAUGAAUACCGUUACCGGAUUCCGGUGGCGAAAAAAUAGCAGCGCUGGAAUCUGGGAAGAUGAGGCGAACAAGCCAUUGAUUGUCUGCACUGUAAAACACACCGAAUGCCUGUCCGACCCACACGUACGUGUCACCGCCUGUGUGGAAAAGACGACGGAUGGAAUGUUUGUCUUGAUUCGGGACAGACGCGUAACAGUUUUGUUCUUCUUUUCGUGUUGCAUUUAUUUUAUCAUAUUUUAAUUGACUUGUUACUUUAGGUUUUAUUUAAAAAACAAAUAUAAGGCCACUGGAUCCCUGCAGAAAAAUGCGUUUAUUUUCUGUCCCCGGUAAAAUUUUAAAGGGAAAAAAAUAGUUUAGACUGUUUACUUAAGCAGGUUUGCUUGUACUGUCUGAAAACUGUGACAAAUAAAAAAAUUAACCACUUUAUCACAAUAACACUUUAGAAUAUUACUUUCAGUACAGCGCUUACUUAUGGACCUGUAGUUGUUGGGUGGCAGCAACUGAGCAAAUCAUAUUUUAAUACUAAUUAGUAAUAUAAAUCAGCUAUAUAUUGGUGGUGCAGUGGGU